Cryptomeria japonica (Japanese cedar) is the source of this 6079-nucleotide messenger RNA. Its product is annotated as callose synthase 11. The transcript has 2 exons. Gene Ontology annotation, cellular component: plasma membrane; 1,3-beta-D-glucan synthase complex. Gene Ontology annotation, biological process: (1->3)-beta-D-glucan biosynthetic process. The coding region runs from base 533 to 5860 and encodes 1775 amino acids. Gene Ontology annotation, molecular function: 1,3-beta-D-glucan synthase activity. Lineage: Eukaryota; Viridiplantae; Streptophyta; Pinopsida; Cupressales; Cupressaceae. The record is from RefSeq and is a predicted model, not a curated record.
ACUUGAGCACUAAAUACAGAAUAUCGCGCUUGUAGUAAAUUACGUAUUUCCAGCAAAAUCAAGCCAGAUUCCUUCCUUCCUUCCUUUUGCCCAAUCUGACGUGUGAUGUGCAGAUUCAUUCCAGGGAGUUUGGAGGACGCUACAGAGAUCGUGGAGUGUAUAUACACCGUCCCGUACAAAAUAGCUGACAUGAUGCUUAUGCCUGCUUUGGCAAUUCUUUUUCUAAAAGCGAUAAUGAAAGGAACGUACAUGCCCACGGUUUUGAGCAGCCGGAACAGUAUGUGCGACGGAAAUAAUAUGCAGGCAGGGGCAUUCGAUUUGGUGAACUUGCACGCCCAUUAAGUCCGACAAAAUCAUGGCUUCUGUUUUCUGCAACGGCUCCUCCUCCUCUUUGCUGGAAAAUGAAGAAUAUGUGAGCUCUGCCUGCAGGUUAAACAAUGGGUAGAAGGCCAGCUUGAGUUAUUAUUGGAUAUUAAGCUGUCCUCAAGUAAUUUUUGAAGGCAGAGCCUGAACAUCAUAUCUCAGAUUCUAGAUGAGUUUCACACAGGGAGAUUCGAUCCAAGUUAAUUUCUCAAUGGUGGAUGACGUGAAUACUGAUGAAGUCUACAAUAUCCUUCCUGUGAACAAUGUGCUAGCAGAUCAUCCUGCAUUGCAGCUACCUGAGGUUCGAGCAGCCAUUACUGCAUUGAAAUGUUUAAGGGAACUUCACAGGCCUCCAUAUGCACGAUGGAAUGAAAAUAUGGAUAUACUCGAUUGGCUGGGUGCUUUGUUUGGUUUCCAACAAGACAAUGUUCGAAAUCAACGAGAGCAUAUUAUUCUUCUCUUGGCCAAUAGACAGCUACAACUGCCUUCCACUGAUGACUUGAGUAGUAUGCUCAAUCCAAGUAUCAUUGGAACUUUGAGAAAGAAGAUCCUAAAAAACUAUUACAACUGGUGUGCAUAUCUGGGCCGAAAACCUCAUGCUCAGAUAAAAGAACAUAUGAGCCGUGAACCUAAAGAACAGAAUGAAUUGCUUUAUAUAUCUCUGUAUCUUCUUAUUUGGGGUGAGGCUGCUAAUUUAAGAUUUUUACCGGAGUGUUUGUGCUACAUUUUCCACCAUAUGGCCUUAGAGCUGAAUAAGUUCAGAAAUGAUUCGUCAGUGUUGCCUGCUUAUAUUGGGGAAGAUGCCUUCCUGAAUAAGGUUGUUAAACCACUGUAUCUUAAAGUGAAAGCUGAAGCUGAAGCCAGUCGUGGGGGCAAGGCUCCCCAUUCGGCUUGGAGAAAUUAUGAUGACAUGAAUGAGUACUUUUGGAGCAGCAGGUGCUUCAAGGAUUUGGGAUGGCCUCUCAACGAGAGAAGUAAAUUUUUGGCAUCACCUAAUGCAGCUCAGCAGAAUCAUGAUUGGGAUUUCCAACGAUUUAAGGGGAUAUGGCAAAAAGAGAAGGUGGGAAAGACAGGAUUUGUAGAGCAACGUUCUUUUUGGAACAUUUUCCGCAGUUUUGAUCGACUGUGGGUGAUGUACAUUCUUUUUCUCCAGGCUGCUAUUAUUGUGGCAAAUGAGGGGUCAGGAAUUCCUUGGAUAGAAUUAAAAGAGAGAGACACACAAGUGCAGGUCUUGAGUGUCUUUAUAACAUGGGCAGGCCUUCGGCUUUGGCAGUCAUUGCUUGAUGCUGGCAUGCAGUACAGUUUGGUGUCAAAAGAAACUCCAUUAAUUGGAAUAAGGAUGGUACUAAAGACCAUUGUAGCAAUGGUAUGGACUAUUGUCUUCUCUGUAUUUUACAGUCGCAUGUGGGAUCAAAGGAAUCAUGAUUUUAGAUGGUCAGAUGAGGCAAAUAGAAGGUUGUUAAUUUACUUAAAAACUGCCCUGGUAUUCAUAAUUCCUGAGCUUCUGGCAUUGCUUCUUUUUAUUCUUCCUUGGGUCAGAAAUUAUGUGGAGAUAAGCAACUGGAGAAUUUUUAAUGUAUUAACUUGGUGGUUUGAAACCAGACUGUUUGUAGCACGAGGUCUUCGAGAGGGUGUUGUUCAAAACUUUUUUUAUACUCUGUUUUGGGUAGUAUUGUUGCUUGCAAAGUUCUCUUUCAGCUACUUCGUCCAAAUAAAACCCAUGGUAAAGCCAACAAAGGUGAUAUUGAACAUUAAGAACAUUCCAUACAAGUGGCAUGAGUUAUUUAGGAACACCAACCAAUUUUGUGUCGUGGUUUUGUGGGCACCAGUGAUCCUGGUGUACUUUAUGGAUACCCAGAUAUGGUAUUCGAUUUUCACAUCUUUGGUUGGAGCCUUGGUGGGUUUGUUUUCUCAUCUUGGUGAGAUACGGAAUAUUAAGCAAUUGAGGCUGCGCUUUCAAUUCUUUGCCAGUGCAAUCCAGUUCAACUUAAUUCCAGAAGUACUCCUCCCUCAAUUUCAUGGAAGUUUGAUAGCUAAAGUAAGGGAUUUGAUCAGACGUAUUCAAUUGAGAUAUGGGUUUGGUAUUCACAAGAAAAUUGAGUCUACUAACCAGGUUGAAGCAGGCAGGUUCGCCAUUAUAUGGAAUGAAAUUGUGUGGACACUUAGGGGAGAGGAUAUUUUAAAUGACUCGGAGGUGGAAUUAUUGGAGGUGCCUCCAAGCUCUUGGGAUCUAGGUGUUAUUCGGUGGCCAUGUUUACUGCUCUGUAAUGAACUAUUGCAUGCCUUAAGUCAGGCUAGUGCAUUUGAGGGUGAAGACAGGGCAUUAUGGUUGAAGAUAUGCACCAAUGAAUACCGUGGUUGUGCAGUGAUAGAAACAUAUGACAGCAUCAAACAUUUGCUCAAGAAAAUUGUCAACAAACAUAGUGAUGAGCAUUCCAUCAUUGUUAACCUUUUUCAAGAAAUCGAUACAUCACUUAGUCAGGGAAAAUUUUCAGAGAAAUACAGAAUGACUGAACUGCCUGAAAUACGCUUGAAAUUAAUCACACUAGUUAAAAUUCUUUUAACAAAACCAUCUGAAAAGGACCAACAAAAGGUAGUUAAUGCCUUGCAAAAUCUUUAUGAUAUUGUUGUAAGGGAUUUUCCCAAAGAAAGGCGGAGUACCACACAACUUAGGGAAGACGGGCUGUUUACCGAAAGGACUGACAAUAAGCUGCUAUUUGAGGACACUAUAGAAUUACCCGAUGUAGAAGAUGAGCAUUUCUAUCAACAAUUAAGACGGCUGCAGACAAUCCUGACUACGAGGGAUUCAAUGCCUCAUGUUCCCAAAAAUCUGGAGGCAAGGCGUAGGAUUGCUUUCUUCAGCAAUUCUCUCUUUAUGAACAUGCCCCGUGCUGUGCCAGUUGAAAAGAUGAUGGCAUUCAGUGUCUUGACUCCCUACUAUGAUGAGGAUGUUAUGUACAGCAGAGAACAACUUCGUACAGAAAAUGAAGAUGGUGUGUCAAUCAUAUUUUAUCUCCAGAGGAUAUAUCCUGAUGAAUGGUCAAAUUUCACGGAGAGGAUGCAUCGUGAGGGAAUGAAAGAUCCUGAUGAUAUCUGGACAGCUAAGGUGAUGGAACUCCGGUUAUGGGCUUCUUAUAGAGGACAGACAUUGGCUCGUACAGUGAGAGGGAUGAUGUACUAUUACAAGGCUCUCAAAAUGUUGGCUUUUCUUGAUUCAGCAUCAGAGAUGGAUAUUCAAAAAGGAUUUCAAAAACUUGUUGCCACAGCGUCGAGGCCCAUGGAUGGUGUGAACGAGAAUAUGAAUGUGCCAUCUCAAUGGCACCCUAACAGUGAAGGGAGUGGUGCAGAUGCUUCUGCCCUUUUGAAAUUUACUUAUGUUGUUACUUGUCAGAUUUAUGGUGCCCAAAAGGCAAGGCAGGAUAAUCGUGCUAAAGAUAUCUUGUAUUUGAUGAAGAACCAUGAAGCUCUUCGAAUAGCUUAUUUUGAUGAGGUCAAAGCUGGAAGAGAAACUACGGAAUAUUAUUCAGUUCUGGUCAAGUAUGACUCAGCACUGCAACGGGAGGUGGAGAUCUACAGGGUGAUGCUACCUGGGCCACUGAAAAUCGGGGAAGGAAAACCAGAAAAUCAAAAUCAUGCUCUGAUUUUUACGAGAGGCGAUGCAUUGCAGACAAUUGAUAUGAAUCAAGAAAACUAUUUCGAAGAGGCCCUCAAAAUGCGAAACUUGUUACAGGAGUUCACAAACUAUUAUGGCAUCCGAAAGCCUUCUAUACUGGGCGUUAGAGAAAAUGUGUUCACAGGAUCAGUCUCUUCUCUUGCUUGGUUCAUGUCGUCUCAAGAGACGAAUUUUGUUACCCUUGGCCAGCGUGUACUUGCAAAUCCUUUGAAGAUUAGGAUGCACUAUGGCCACCCGGAUGUUUUUGAUCGCUUGUGGUUCUUAACUCGUGGAGGCAUGAGUAAGGCUUCAAAGGUCAUAAACAUUAGUGAGGAUAUAUUUGCAGGCUUUAACUGCACUCUGCGUGGAGGUAAUGUGACACAUCAUGAAUACAUCCAGGUAGGCAAGGGACGUGAUGUUGGUCUAAACCAGAUUUCCAUGUUUGAAGCAAAGGUUGCUAGUGGCAAUGGUGAGCAAGUGCUGAGUAGGGAUGUAUACAGGCUUGGACACCGCCUUGAUUUUUUCCGGAUGCUUUCCUUCUACUAUUCAACAGUUGGAUACUACUUUAACACCAUGCUAGUGGUUCUGACAGUCUAUGCAUUUCUUUGGGGCCGGGUUUAUAUGAUUUUCAGUGGAUUAGAGCAAGCUCUUAUAAACGUAGCAAAUGCUACAGACAAUGCAGCACUUGGAGCAGUUAUCAACCAGCAAUUUCUCAUACAGCUUGGCAUCUUCACAGCUCUUCCAAUGAUUGUAGAAAAUACAAUAGAACAUGGAUUCCUUUCAGCCGUUUGGGAUGCUUUCACCAUGCAAUUGCAGUUAGCGUCAGUAUUCUACACUUUUUCAAUGGGUACUCGCACCCACUACUUUGGCAGGACAAUACUUCAUGGUGGUGCAAAGUAUAGGGCUACAGGGCGAGGCUUUGUUGUAGAGCACAAGAGUUUUGCAGAAAACUACAGGCUUUACUCGCGUAGCCAUUUUAUAAAGGCAAUUGAGCUGGGUGUCCUGUUGAUAGUGUUUGCCUCAUACAGUGCUCUUAGCACCAAAACAUUUACUUAUAUCUUACUGACCUUCUCAAGUUGGGUUCUGGUGGUCUCAUGGAUCAUGGCACCCUUUGUUUUUAACCCAUCAGGGUUUGAUUGGUUGAAAACAGUUUAUGACCUAGAAGAUUUUAUGAACUGGUUGUGGUACAAAGGUGGAAUUUUAGCCAAGGCAGAGGACAGCUGGGAAGUGUGGUGGAAUGAAGAACAGGACCAUCUGCGCACUACAGGAAUCUGGGGAAAAGCAUUGGAAAUACUGUUGGACCUUAGGUUUUUCGUUUUCCAGUAUGGAAUUGUGUAUCAGCUGGCCAUUGCAAAUGGGAGCAAGAGCAUUCUGGUAUACUUCCUGUCAUGGAUAUAUGUAGUGGUGGCGCUGGCCAUAUAUCUAGUGAUUACAUACGCGCAGAACAAGUAUGGGGCAACGAAACAUAUCUACUACCGAAUGAUUCAGGCGGCGGUGGUGGGUUUAAGCACGCUGGUGAUUGGGCUGCUGCUAGGGUGCACGCAAUUGGAAGCGAUCGAUUUGGCGACGAGCAUGCUGGCAUUGCUGCCCACCGGUUGGGGUCUGAUCUGCAUUGCCCAAGUUCUCCGCCCUCUCCUCCUGCCCUCCCUCGUCUGGGACACCAUCAUCACUCUUGCUCGCUUCUAUGACCUCAUCUUCGCCUUCAUUGUCAUCUCUCCUGUCGCUCUGCUCUCGUGGCUCCCUGGCUUUCAGUCCAUGCAGACUCGAAUCCUCUUCAACGAGGCCUUCAGCCGCGGCCUCCAGAUUUCUCGCAUCCUCGUUGGCAAGAAGACACACUCCAUGUAAGAAAUCAUUUCUUUAUGUACAUUAUUACAAUUUUAGUAUUCCUUGUAACGUUGCGGAAUCCUUAGUCUUUUUAUUAAAUUAUUUAUAUAUUUUUUUGUUUUCAAUAGUUGCUGUUGUAAAAGCUAAUUGAGGGACUUUUAUUGGGUCCUCCACACCUUUAAAGUGGUCCAUAUACCUUAAAUACAUUUAAAAAAAUAAAAAUAUUUUAUUGUGAUUGAA